AUGUUAGCAGGCAGCCAGGCCCAGCAGGCAGACUCGGCGCCUAGGCCCGAGGUAGCACUCACACUCAACCAUUACGAUCCUUUUGGAAGUCCAGUGGACAAGACGCCGGCACACAAUCAGCUUCACUCCAUUGCUAAACGCUUCAUCCCAUUCUCGCCGCUUAAUGGUCCAGAUCCUCGCCCAGGUUUACCGUCACCUCCGGUAGAACACACCCCACUUGCUCAUGCUCUCCCCUCCGAAGCAGGCUUUAGCAAACGCAGACCCCGACAUGUACCCAUUGUCAUCCCUCCCAAUGUCAUUGGCUCCGUCUUGAAACACAAUCCGACCUUACAAGAACCUAUUACACCAUAUCCACAAACAAUCACGCGUACAGGUCCUAGGCUUACGUACGACUUCCAAAAGGAGGAGCCACUGGUGACGAAAAGAUACAAAAGACCACGCCAUAUCCCUAUCGUCAUACCCGCUUUUGCUGAGCCUCAAGGUCUCUUCCCGCCUACACCUCCUAACAGCGCCAAUAACACUCCACGAGCUUCGGUUCAAAAACCACAUUCAUGUGAACAAUUCUUCACCGACAUGUCACGACCCACCACCAGUGGCAGCCGGACGAGUACGAUAGACUCCAAUGCCUCAGGUCCUUCGCCAAAUCAGAUGGAUGCUGGACGGUUCAAGCCCUCCUCGAGUACAUAUUUGGCAGAUAUGAAUAGCAGCAGCGAGUCCAGCUUAAACCAAGACCAAAUGGCACAACCACAGGUUGCACAGCCGGCUGCGGACUCUGCGCUGCUAAGACCCCCGCAAGCCGCGGAUGCAACACCCCAAUCGACAGCCCCCCCGCCUGCUGUGAAUCACUCGCCACCACAAACAAACAGCACGACGAAUUUAUCUGGUCUUAGUCUGCAAUGUACAUAA
Letharia columbiana is the source of this 906-nucleotide messenger RNA. RefSeq lists its product as uncharacterized. NCBI's taxonomy places the organism in Eukaryota, Fungi, Ascomycota, Lecanoromycetes, Lecanorales, Parmeliaceae. The record is from RefSeq and is a predicted model, not a curated record. The transcript has a single exon. The coding region runs from base 1 to 906 and encodes 301 amino acids.